Molecule: messenger RNA, 6046 nt
Organism: Cuculus canorus (common cuckoo)
Lineage: Eukaryota; Metazoa; Chordata; Aves; Cuculiformes; Cuculidae
Gene: TENT5C
Product: terminal nucleotidyltransferase 5C
Exons: 3
Coding region: 191-1363 (390 amino acids)
Biological process (GO): mRNA stabilization
Molecular function (GO): poly(A) RNA polymerase activity; RNA binding
Source: RefSeq, a predicted model, not a curated record
AGGCUGUCGCGGUCGCUCGGGGUGUCCGGCGCGGCUGAGCUUGACCGACACUGCUCAUCCUCUGGAGCUGAUAACGCCUUGUGCUCAGUGUGGUCUGUGCUGAACAGGUGUCUCUUCCUCUGCAAUCCCCUCUGUCUGCAGCCUUUCCCUGGCUCAAACGCAAGUUUCUUUGGAGAAGAAAAACCUUAAGAUGGCAAGCCAAGGAAGUAACACAGAUUGCAUGUCUUGCAGUGUGCUGAACUGGGAGCAGGUCAGCCGUCUGCAUGAGGUUCUUACAGAGGUGGUUCCAAUCCAUGGCCGAGGUAACUUCCCAACGCUGAAGAUCACUCUGAAGGACAUUGUUCAGACUGUUCGGAGUAGGCUUAGUGAAGCAGGCAUUGUGGUACAUGACGUCCGUCUGAAUGGCUCUGCAGCUGGUCAUGUCCUGGUCAAGGAUAAUGGGCUGGGGUGCAAAGACCUGGAUCUCAUUUUUCAAGUUUCUCUUCCAAGUGAGGCAGAGUUUCAGUUGGUUCGAGAUGUGGUGCUGCGAUCCCUCUUGAAUUUCUUGCCAGAAGGAGUAAGCAAGCUAAAAAUCAGUCCAGUAACACUGAAGGAAGCCUACAUCCAGAAGCUGGUCAAAGUAUAUACAGAGUCUGACCGUUGGAGCUUGAUAUCGCUUUCCAACAAACAUGGCAAGAAUGUGGAGCUGAAAUUUGUAGAAUGCAUACGACGACAGUUUGAGUUCAGUGUGGACUCCUUCCAAAUCAUACUGGACUCCCUGCUCUUUUACUAUGACUACUCGCAAGCUCCCAUGUCAGAACACUUUCAUCCAACUGUGAUUGGGGAGAGCAUGUAUGGAGACUUUGAAGCAGCUUUUGAUCACCUCCAGAACAAACUGAUAGCUACCAAAAAUCCUGAAGAGAUCAGAGGAGGUGGUCUCCUGAAGUAUAGUAACCUCUUAGUACGAGACUUCAGGCCCAUGGAUAAGGAUGAGAUCAAAACAUUAGAGCGCUACAUGUGUUCCCGAUUCUUCAUAGACUUCCCAGACAUCCUGGAUCAGCAGCGCAAACUAGAGACCUACCUCCAGAACCACUUCUCCAAAGAUGAAAGGAGCAAAUAUGACUACCUCAUGAUUCUGCGCAGGGUAGUGAAUGAGAGCACAGUCUGUCUUAUGGGACAUGAGCGAAGGCAGACUCUCAACUUGAUUUCACUGCUAGCACUCAAAGUGCUGGCAGAACAAAACAUCAUCCCUAAUGCCACUAAUGUUACCUGUUAUUACCAGCCAGCACCUUAUGUUAGUGAUGUAAACUUCAGCAAUUAUUAUAUUGCAAAUGCUUCUGUGCCCUACAGCCAGUCCUACCCUACUUGGUUGCCUUGCAAUUGAUCGCUUCACUCGAGCGUUCCUGAGUGGAGGCUAUUGAAAGCUGAGAUGCUAAGUAUAUAUAGACAAGAAAUGACUGUCAUUUGGAGGUUUUCUAAUGGAGACAUGACUGCAUUGGACUGUCCUUUUCCUGGUGUGCAGUGGGAAUAUGCCACCAGGUGACCUGCUAUGAACUUUUCAGAAUAUAUCUACAAAUGCCAAGAAGCUUUAUUACCUCUUCAUUAGGAGACGAGAACCAGCAGCCAGGUGUUAAGAGAAGUACUUGUAAAACUCUGUCUAGUUCUUUCAGUGGCUGUUAACGUGAUCCAAGUGGAGUAGUCAGUAAACUGGGUUACUUCAAUAGAGAAGAGUCUGUAAAACGUCCUAAGGAAAGCAGAAGCCACUCCUGGAACAGCAGCAGAGCUCUGCUUCCUAUUGCCUAAUCUCAUUACACUUCCUCAGUAACAGUUCUGGCUUACUUUCUAUUGAACUAAUUGUGCGAGAGUGGGCUUGGGUCAUGUUUGGGCCAUUUCUACUUCUAUUUCUGGCUGUGUAGAACUGGUAACAGUAUGGAUACUGUCUGUCUCGUAGAGGGCCUAAAUGUUGUUUCAUGUAGUACCUAGGGAUGUAUGGUCCUGCCUCAAGUUUGAAAUUAUUUUCUUGGAAGUUGAAAAUGGGUUAGUAAGUCUAUCUCUAAAUCAUAAGCUGGCUAACUUUUUUCUUGACUACAAAAAUUUGGAAGGUGACAUCUCUAAAUGCACCAAAAUGGAGUCUAAAAUGUGAUAAAUCUCUGAAGCGAAGACUUGAAGCCUUAAAUGGAAUUGGAACCACAGUUUGAAUAGUUAGGAUGGGAAAAUGCUGUUAAAUCCAGGCUCAAGGUAAAGCCUUUCUGACUGCAUCUUUCAAAACAAUUUUUGGCAUGGUUGGAAAGUAGCACAGCUCUUAAACUGAGGUUUGGCUUAGCUUUCUUCCUCACAGGUCCACAGCAAGCAAAAAAAAAAAAACUUCAAAACCCCCAAACUACUAAGUUGCAGGAUGGUGUGCACUCCUGCCACUGUAUAAACUCCUGAAGUGCCUCCUGAAAUUAAUUUCUUGUACAACUUCAGGCAGGUCCUGAAGGCUUGUCUUUCUGUCACUGCUUAAGGGUUGAACUUACUGGUUUAUCACUAUCACUUGGUCACUGUAUGAGGUAGUAUUUUGAGUGGUUAAAUUCUUCCUCUUUAACUUACCCCACAUUUGAGUAGGUGUAGAAACCUUAAGCAAUGCUCUCCACAGAGGCUGCGUGUGGUGAAAGUCUGCCCUGUUUUCAGAAGAGCCUCUUCCAGAGUAUGUACUCCCUUGGAGGUGUAGGGGGCUGACCUUCCUAAAGGGUAUGUGCUGAACUUGCUGCUUUGAAACUGAGCUUGCUUUAUGUGCUUUAUAAGGAAGGUUAAAAAUUCCCUGGUUACAUAUGUAGCGAUGUUAGAAGCUGGUAUAUUAAGUGGAUGAUUUUCUUUGAAUUGCAGUAGUAAAAUACACAUAGCAAGUGAUCUUGAGUUUCCUUUGCUUAACCAGAGAAGUAGAUUAGAAAGGCAAAUCUUAGAGCUAUUUAAUAUGUACUGGUACAAUGUUUGUUAAACCUUUUUUAUGACUUCUAGCUGUCUUCACAAACCUGUGAGACCCAAGUGCCUGAUCAAACAAGCUUAUGUGGUAAAGCAGAAAGCAAGUGAAACACCAAUGUAUGGUUGCUGCUCAAGGUGGAAAACAGUAGCAGUGCAGCACUUAAAUAGCAGUAGAAAACUGCCUGUUCCUCAUAGGAUCAAAACCUUCUAGUUACAUUGCAGAUUCUCUCACUUCUCAUAACUGCUUCAUAAAGACUGCUUCAAUAAAGCAGUGAGGCUUCUCUUUUGUUCAGACUUUGGGUCUUGUAAACAACUUCAGUAGUAAAUAGACUAUGUAUUGUCUUUUGUGUUUUGUUUCUUUCAUUAAAGGCUUCCUGAGUAGUCAGCCAAAGUAGCUGAACUUGAAAGUGAACCCAGCGUUUUUCAUCAGCUGUGGCUUGGGCUUGAUGUGGCUUACAAACAAGGUGUCUCUUACCCAAGACUUUGGCUUCUUGGAAGGCUUUUUAAAAACUAACACGAUGCCAAUGUUCUCAUGGGUGUUUGACUUAGUGCGAGCUUACUGAUGGAAUGUUGACCUAGGCAUGAGUAACUUCUGCAUGCAAAUAGAGUAUGUAAUGGCUAUCACCUCUGAAAUUACUGUUUUCAAAGCCAACCUAAGCUAUACCUAUUGCAGAAGUAAAGCAUUGCUGAGAGAGACAUAUUUGUUUUGCACAUCAAAUAGCUUAGACUCCUGUAUUUGUCUUGUGUGAUAUUAUGGCUGAUCUUGAACUGUUAUCAUGCCUUGGCUCAUGUCGAAGAAGUGGUCAGAUGCUCUGGAGAAGUCCUCACAAGCUUGAGACAGACUGAAUUUUUACUAGUAUUUGAAUGCCUUAGCUGCUAAACAUCAUGCUAAGUGCGUCUAUUGGAAAAGAAAGUGCUAGAAAAAAGAAGUCCAUUAAGGUUUUUUACUGAGAUGGAGCUUUGGAGGAUUUAGGCUACCUGCCAUAAAUAUUGUGUUUUUGCUAAUGUAACUUGUUGCUGAGGCCUCUAAGGAAGCUUUAUGUUGAAUGGCUGCUCUCUGAACAGCUGAUUUCCUGGGUUUAAGCUUUGCAGACCUGCUGUUUUCCCUGUCUGGCUCUGAAGUUGCUCUGUCGUGUUGGAAAUAUUGAUGCUUUGUAGCCUACCCGCUGGAUGCCAAGCACUUGAAUAGUCUGAAGCUGCACGCUACCUACUGCGUUGGCCCUACUGUAUAAAAUUAAUGAGACACUGUUAGUAUCAUUCCCUUCAACAUGAUCCUGUAUUGGCAGGUAGAGCUGGAAUAUCCAAUACUUUUCAUCACUGUGGUGCAAGCAGUCUACCCUUUCUGUUUUAAAUUGUCCUGGCAGCCUGAUGUUGCAUGAGGCUUAAUUUGGGGUGUGCAGUGUGGUUCAGGUUUAUGGUGGCCCCUGUAGCAAAGAGUAACAUAAUAAUGAGUGCUAGGUGAAAGUGGAUAGUGAUGACCCUAGGCCAAGACUGAGGUGCCUGUUUCAUUCUGACUCCAUUCAGUACUAAACGAUGCCUCUGCAAACCAGCCCUAUCCUCUGCUCCUUACUUGUGUGUCAAGUAGAGGUAAGAGACUACUGUACUCCAGACUAUUACUGUGAUGCAUUCCCUCUGGGCAGUGGCAUCAAAACAAAGCUGCAGUAACACUAGACUGCAAGUCUUAUAUCAGUGCAUUAUUCCUCAGGACUAGGCUUCUAGUAAAUUGGACCAUGUGGUUUAAAAUAGCUGUUUUCUUCCUGUGGCUUAUAAGCUCUGAGCUAAGCCAGUCUGAGGUUAAGCAUCUGUUGUCAAUAUUUAUUGUCAAGUCCCCCUUGACUUACAGUUUGUGUUACUUCUUCAUUGUAAGAUAGAUUUUUUUUUUUUUUAACUUGAUGAAGAUGCUACCAAGGAAACCUAGUAUUAGACUAAUUUUUAGUCACUUUGGUAAAAUCCCUGUGCUGAUCUGUGGUCACUCUGAAAAAUUGUAGCAUAAAGCAUACUCCAGGCUUCCUAAGCUCAAGACUUAAUUGUUGCUGUGUUUGUCCUCAGCUAGUUCAGCCAGUCGCUAAGCUGGAGGUUGAAGACUACUGCUUGCUUUUGAGUAACCACUUUUUUUGUAAGAUCCUCAUACUUCAUUUUAACAAGAAUAGUAUCUUGUCUACAAAGCAGUAGGUAAUAUUUAAGUCUAGUCCAAAUACCUAAAGCUUUUUCUUGAAACUUAGACCCGUAUUCUGGGAUUGAGUUCUGGGGUUAAGCAUUUGAUGUGUUCUGUGCCUAGGCUUUGUGGGUUUCUGAUGACUAGAAUAACUACUAAUGGUAGUGAUCUCUGCUUAUCAUUAUAUGAGUGCUUCAGGAAAAGCCUCUUAGAAGCGAACUUGGACAAACUGUUUUGAUUCUAAGCUGCCACUGUACUGAUAGUCCUUGUUUACUGUCCCUCUCACUUGACUCAUUCAGUCAGGCUACCAUAGUUGUUAGGCAAAGGAAUAAGCAAUAAGUUGACCAGAGUCACUGGCAGCUUGGUCCAAUUUGGGCAUCAGGAAAACCAAAUGGAUAGUGAUACUUUUAGCGUUUGCAACGAAGUCUUAUACUUCACUAUAUUUAACAAAUGGUGGAGUAUUUCAUAUAUGUUCUUUAAUUUCAAUGAAAACUAGUUAUAAGGUGGGCUGUAGCUGUAGAAGCUUUAGGGGGGGAAUGGUUGGAGCACUCUGUUUUUUUUCCUCACUCGUAUCAGAAGAGGUGGCCACUCACUUCAAUGUCUGGAUUGGGCUUAUCUCUUUCUGAUUAAAAUUGCACUUUCCAUUGAAAUUUAAAAGGCCUUUAUUUUCUGUGUUUAUCAUAUUUUUUACUAUUAAAAGCAGUUAGCUCUUGGAAAAUCUGUCUCAUACCUUUUUGGAAGAAGUGAGUUGUUUGGUUUUUUUGGUUUUUUGUUUUGAGCUGGCAAAACAAGGUACUAGAAAUAUUUGGAUUUGUGAUGAGCCCAAAUGUGAGAUUGGUCACAAUAACUUUAUCUGCUGUUCUGUACUGUGGUGUUCACUUGUCAUUCUUGGAAAUUGGGUUUUGGACCUUAAUGAUUCUGAAGUUCUUGUGCAAAUAAAAUUAUGCUAAA